GAAUCGAGCUGGGCCCAACUUAGCCCACAGAAAUCGUUGUCUUCUUUGGCUCACCUCCCCCUCCUCUAAAACCUCUGAUAACUCUGAACUUCGUCGUCUUCUUCUUCUGCCUAGCUCUUCUUGGCGAACUUCACAGCCCAUACGGACACAAAGUUAACAGUAGGCAUUUCGACUUUUACUUUACUUGAGAUAUCUGUAUUUGAUAGAAAUGGGUUGGAAAGCUGCUGAGAAACUGAUUAGGCACUGGAAGGUUCUCAGAGGAGAUAAUGUGAUGAUAAUAAGGGGCAAAGACAAGGGUGAUACGGGUAUUAUCAAGCGAGUCAUUCGCUCUCAGAAUCGUGUUAUUGUGGAAGGAAAAAAUCUGGUAAAGAAACAUAUCAAGCAAGGCCAAGGUCAUGAAGGUGGGAUAUUUACUGUCGAAGCCCCACUUCAUGCCUCAAAUGUGCAAGUUGUUGAUCCAGUGACAGGGAGGGCUUGUAAAGUUGGUGUUAGAUAUCUUGAGGAUGGAACAAAAGUUCGAGUAUCUAGAGGAAUAGGGGCAUCGGGAUCUAUAAUCCCUCGUCCUGAGAUCUUGAAGAUAAGAACCACUCCAAGACCUACUGUUGCUGGUCCAAAGGAUACUCCUAUGAAUAUUGUGUUGGAAAAGACUUAUGAUGCUAAAACAGGGAAGGGCAUGGCUGAACUUUGAGAGAGUUAAUUUUCCACUCAUUCUAUGUCAGAUGGAAGAUGUUGCAGGAAAAAUGGGAGCAUAUUAGUUCUCAUAUGUUUGCCAAAAAUGAUUAAGAAUUUCUUGUACCAAACUUGUGCUCUGUUUUUGUUAUUUAUUUCUUAGGUUCAAGGUCAUCAAUUUACUUAAUUAUCUUGUUUCCUUGUUUAAA
Messenger RNA from Prunus mume (Japanese apricot), 878 nucleotides. RefSeq lists its product as uncharacterized. The record is from RefSeq and is a predicted model, not a curated record. Lineage: Eukaryota; Viridiplantae; Streptophyta; Magnoliopsida; Rosales; Rosaceae. Gene Ontology annotation, molecular function: structural constituent of ribosome; RNA binding. Gene Ontology annotation, biological process: translation. Gene Ontology annotation, cellular component: ribosome.